AUGGAGCAAGGAGACGAGGCGUCGUCAGUGAACAAGGAGAGCCCAGAGCAGCAGCUUACCAGGGACGACGGCGCGACGUGGCUGAACCUCACGCUGGGCGCGAGCGAAUCGCCCUCGCCGGACGCCGCGGCGGUAGCCGCGGACGCGAGCUGCUCCGCCGAGUACGGGUCCGGGUCCGGGUCCGAGCCCGGCGCCAACAAGCCGUCCGCCGCCGCCCCGCACAAGGUGUUCUCCUGCAACUUCUGCCUGCGCAAGUUCUUCAGCUCGCAGGCGCUGGGCGGGCACCAGAACGCGCACAAGCGGGAGCGCAGCGCCGCCAAGCGGUCCUACCACGCGCAGCGGAUGAUCGUGGGCCUGCCGCUGCACGCGCACGCCGCGCUCAUGCACUCGCUCCGGGUCAACCCGGCCUCGUCGGCGAUCCACAAGGCGGCGGCGAGCCAGCAGGCGGCGCCGAUCAGAACGGCGGCGAGGUUCCUCGAGGACAGCGGCGUGGCCGCGGCCUGGGGCACGAUCGCCUGCGAGGAAGCGCCCAAUUCGGCGUGGCCUGGGAGCUUCAGGCUGAGAGCACAGCACACAGAGCAUGAGCAAGCGUCUGAACAGAGUAAGAUCGACUUGAACCUCAGGCUCUGA
Molecule: messenger RNA, 630 nt
Organism: Miscanthus lutarioriparius
Lineage: Eukaryota; Viridiplantae; Streptophyta; Magnoliopsida; Poales; Poaceae
Source: the annotation of a GenBank genome assembly